AUGACUUCGUCUACAAAGCGGUCCAUCCUUGUCACGGGGUGCUCGCAAGGGGGGGCAGGAAAUGCAUUAGCCUUGGAGUUCGUGUCUCGCGGCUUUCGCGUCUUUGCGACCGCCCGGUCACUGAAGUCCAUAACCAACCUGGAGGAGAAGGGUGUUGAGACCCUUACUCUAGAUGUCACGUCACGCGAAAGCAUUACCGCUUUGAAGGCCGAGAUCAGCAACCGCACUGGUGGCAAGCUUGACAUGCUGUUCAACAAUGCCGGUAUUAUGUACGAAGCUCCAGCUCUUGAGGCUGACCCCGUCCGCAUCCGACAAAUGUAUGACACGAACGUAUUCGGCCUUUUCGAUGUAGUGGCAGCCUUCACGCCUCUGCUAAUAGCCGCGGUGCCAAAUGCUGACCACACACCCACUAUUGUGAACGUCGCCUCCAUUCUCGCACGCAUACCAUUUCCGUUUGCAUCAGCGUACAAUGCUUCCAAGGCAGCCGUAUCUACUUACUCAGACACCUUACGACUAGAGCUCAGCCCGCUGGGUAUUCGAGUCGUCACCUUAUUCAUGGGAGAGGUAUCCACGGGGCUUAUGUCUGCGGACAGUAUCAAUUUCGGACCUGAUAGCUUAUACGCUGACAUUGAGGGAAAGGUCAAGGAGAGAUCUCUUGGACAUACUAAGACAUCUAUCCGCCCAUCACCCUUUGCCCAGCAGGUUGUAGAUAGCGUUUUGAAACAGAAAACUAGUUACGUUUGGAAGGGUACCAACGCCUUUGUAGUUUGGUUCCUUAACGCAUUUGACCCUAGGAAGGUGUUCGACUCAAUCAUGAAGAGCCCUGUGGGACUUGAUCAAAGGGAAAUUUGUAGGAACAUUUAUGAGCGAGGUCAGAAGCUAGUUAGUGGUCAAUGA
Molecule: messenger RNA, 897 nt
Organism: Fusarium sp. VM40
Lineage: Eukaryota; Fungi; Ascomycota; Sordariomycetes; Hypocreales; Nectriaceae
Source: the annotation of a GenBank genome assembly